AUGUCCGCAACUCGCUACCUCUCCCGCGGCUUCCGCACCUUGGCCUAUACCCGUCGCCGCUUCGCAUCUGCCCCCAAAGCCGCCGAGGCUGCCGCGGAAGCCCAACCUGACCCCAAAGUGGAGAGCAUCUUGGGCUUGCGCAUCGACUCUAACACAGUCCCCGAAAAUGUCAUCCGGGCGCUUUCACUAGAAAAUGCGAGCCGAUCGGAGGCACGUCGCCUGCGGAAAAUAAGGCUUAUAGAGACCUUUAGAAGGUCGGAAAGCGAUACUGGUUCGCCAGAAGUGCAGAUUGCUAUUCUUACCGAUCGCAUCAAGGACCUUACGGGACAUGUGCAACAACAUAAGCAGGAUAAGAUGAACAUGAGAAGUCUGGUCAUGCUCGUGCACAAGCGACGACGGCUGAUGAAGUAUUUAUUGCGUGAAACUCCAGAGCGCUACGUCGCCAUCGUCAAAGCUCUCUCUUUGCGACCUUCUUCGGUGUUUAGCAAGGAUGUUCCCCUCGGAGCAAAGAAAGCCCCUACCCCAAAGUUGAAUUGA
Molecule: messenger RNA, 537 nt
Organism: Chondrus crispus (carragheen)
Lineage: Eukaryota; Rhodophyta; Florideophyceae; Gigartinales; Gigartinaceae
Exons: 3
Coding region: 1-537 (178 amino acids)
Biological process (GO): translation
Cellular component (GO): ribosome
Molecular function (GO): structural constituent of ribosome
Source: RefSeq, a predicted model, not a curated record